UUUCUCUCCAACUCACUCACGUUUUCUUUCUUGAUUGAUUCUUAUGAUACAAUGAACUAUAACUACACCUAUUUAUAGAUUUUUGGAGAUUGAUAAACUAGCUACCUAGUAUACACAUCUCCACUACGUGUCAUGAUUAGCUUAAUUAGAAAGGCCAUCACAUGUUAACCAUAAAUUCCACCGCCUAUUACAUAUUGGAUUUGUGGCUUCAUUUUGACCAUGAACAAAUAACUAUUCUUCCACUAUAUGACGUAGAGGACUUGUAAGCAUCUUUUUUAGCCAUGAGAAAUCACAAAAUUUUCACCACUAUUACGAGGUGGUGAUGCAGCAGCUUCGUCAUUUUUCUUAAUCUUGAAGCAAUUGAGUUUAAUAAACUCAACAGAAACGCCGCUGCAGCUGAAAGCAAAAGGAACUAUGAUCCAGACAUACGAGGCUGCAGAAGAGGUCAUGCAGACAAACUACUACGGUGUAAAGAGAGUGACAGAAGCCUUCAUUCCUCUCCUCCAACUAUCUGCUUCACCAACUAUCGUCAAUGUCUCCUCCAUGUUCGGCCAUCUUCGCCUCUUGCGAAACGAGCGCGCAAAAGCUGUGCUUAGCAAUGAGGUGGGCCUGACCGAAGAGAGCGUAGAUGCGGUGGUGCGAGAAUUCCUCAAAGACUUCAAAGAGGGGAGAUUGGAGGAGAGCAAGUGGCCGAGUCAUGGUGCGGCCUAUAAAGUGUCUAAAGCGGCUUUGAAUGGAUACACAAAAGUGUUGGCUAAGAAGCACGCUGAUUUCGUCAUCAACAGCCUCUGCCCUGGCUUUGCGAGAACGGAUAUUACUAGCAAUCUCGGCGCCAUCAGCGCCGAGGAGGCCGGUGGGAGGGUGGUUAAGGUGGCGCUGCUGCCUCGUGGAGGGCCGACGGGGGGAUACUUUAUUGACAAGGAUUUGUAUGGUAUUGGUACUUGCUGA
Salvia hispanica is the source of this 948-nucleotide messenger RNA. The record is from RefSeq and is a predicted model, not a curated record. NCBI's taxonomy places the organism in Eukaryota, Viridiplantae, Streptophyta, Magnoliopsida, Lamiales, Lamiaceae.